AUGAGCGAAGGGUUCCAGCAAAAGUUUUUUGACCAUGUCGACAAGAACCAAGCCCUCUAUAUUGAACGGCUAGCUGAAGCCGUUGGAAUUCCCUCUAUUUCGUCUGACUUGGAAAACCAUUUGGGCGAUGUCAACCAAAUGAUUGAUUGGACCAAGGCACACAUUGACCGUCUAGGAGGAAAGACGAAUCUCGUGGUGAAUCCACUCAACUCUGACAAGAUAACCUAUCCACCGAUCCUCUUGGGAGAGUUCCACGUGGACCCCAAGAAAAAGACAGUCUGUGUGUAUGGACACUUGGAUGUUCAGCCAGCCGAAAAAGACGACGGAUGGGACACGGAGCCAUUCACUCUUGUAGAGAAAGAUGGAAAGCUCUAUGGUAGAGGAAGUACUGAUGACAAGGGGCCCGCUUUGUCUUGGCUAUGGAUUGUGGAAGCCCACCAAGCGUUGGGUGUCGACUUGCCACUCAACAUCAAAAUCAUGUACGAAGGUAUGGAAGAAUAUGGAUCCGAAGGUCUUUUUGAAACGAUUCGGGAUGAAGGCAAGCCGGGACAGUUUUUGGAUGAUGUCGAUUUCUUUUGCAUUAGCGACAACUACUGGGUGGGCAAAACAAAGCCAUGCUUGACAUAUGGACUGCGAGGAUUGGCCUACUUCCAAGUUGGUGUCAAAGGAUGUGAACAAGACCUUCAUUCUGGUAAUCAUGGUGGCGGUAUUCACGAAGCAAUGACAGAUUUGGUGCGCUUGAUGGCCACUCUAGUCGAUACCAAUGGAAAGAUUCUGGUGGACGGUGUUAUGGAUUCCGUCAAGCCAUUGACUCCAGAAGAAGAGGCCCUCUACGAGAGUAUUGAUUUUAAUGUCGAAAGCUACAAGGAAGAAAACGGUGUCAAGAAUGUCAGUGACAAACUCUUGUACGAUAACAAGAAGGACCUACUUAUGCAUCGUUGGAGGUAUCCAACACUAUCCAUCCACGGAAUCGAGGGCGCAUUCAGCGGCAAGGGUGCCAAAACUGUCAUUCCUGCUGGAGUCAAGGGCAAGUUUUCGCUUCGACUGGUUCCCGAUCAAGAUCCAAAGCAAAUUGAAAAGUGUGUGAAGGCACAUUUGGAAACCGAGUUUGCCAAGCUCCAAUCUCCCAACAAGCUAGAAAUUGAAUUGAUUCAUGGGGCUGUGGCUUGGUUGUCGGACCCGAAGCAUCCCAACUACCAAGCAGCUGCAAGAGCGGUUGAGAAGGUGUAUGGGUGUGAACCUGACUACACGCGUGAAGGUGGUAGCAUUCCCAUCACCUCUGCGAUUGAAGAGGCUACUGGAAUGAACGUUCUGUUGCUUCCCAUUGGGGCUUGCGAUGACAUGGCACACAGUCAAAAUGAAAAGUACAAUAUUUCCAACAUGAUGAAUGGUAUCAAAGUGCUUGGUGUCUAUCUCCAUGAACUAGGAAAGAUCCAAGGUCCGAAACCAUCGGAUUGCAAAUGCAUUCCGCUGACGCAAGAAGAGCUUAUGGUUCCAGGAGCCUUCCUCCGAGGAUUCAAAUGCAAGUGUGAGAUGUAG
This is a messenger RNA of Cylindrotheca closterium, 1539 nucleotides long. Lineage: Eukaryota; Bacillariophyta; Bacillariophyceae; Bacillariales; Bacillariaceae. The record is from the annotation of a GenBank genome assembly.